AGAGCAUCGUUCGUAGAGCUCGAACCGAGAGUGCGUGUGAUUGAAAACAACAAUAAAUAUAACAUUAUACACUAUACCUAAGAUGGCGCCACGGUUUCCGUGGCAACGACGUCGGUGGCCACUGCUGGUGCUGCUUCUUCUCGUCGGGCGCACUUGGACCAUGGCCGUCGAUCAGGAUGCCACCUGUAGCCACCUGGACCGGUGGCAGUACGGCUCGGAGCAGGACCCCUCCGAGCCGAUGAUUGAGGAAGAGUUCCGCGGACAGGUCACCGUCCUGUACAGCGUCGCACCGCCGAAACCCUUCCUGACGCAGCGCAUCUUCAAGGAACGGGAUCCGAUCUUCUACAACAAGAUCCACUACGACGAGCAGAUUCAACUAUUUCACAACCUGUUCAAUCGCUUCGAAAACAACGGCUACCGCAACGUGCAGUUCAUCCUUGGCGCGGCUCCCAGCAGGCACCCGGAAGAGACCGAAUUUGCCGAGUUCGAAGACUUCCUGGACAAUGUGACCAGCGUGGCCGCCGGCUACAACAUUUCCGUCUAUCCGAACCCGCUGAACGAGAACGGUACCUUCGCCAUGUUCGGCCUGAAGGAGUUUCAGGUGUACGUGGUGGAUCGCUGCUCGCGGAUAGCAUACAUCAUCGAACCGCCGUGGAGUCUAAUCCAAUACUCAUACGUCAAGGCGGCCGUUCUGUCCACGAUGUACGAUCGACCUUGCGGCGAGUGCGACGUGGACAAUUUUCUCAACGCUUCGCUACCGGAGAAGAAGCUCGAGCAGCUGAACUUACAGCCGUCAUUGAAUGUUACCCCGACUGCGAGCAGUUCCAAGGCUCCGCCGGUUAUUUUGAACAUAACGGAAAUGGUAACGGUCACGACGACUACGAGCACUACGCCGAUGCCGGUGGCGUCAGAUGUCUCCCCCUACGACGAAUCUACGGAAAGCGAAGAGAUGCCCGUGGAGGAAUACUCCGAUGUAGUGACAACAUCGGAGGAACCGCUCUCAAUGCAAUCGUUGAACAUUACGGAGCCCAAUGUGACCGAUAGUUCCGAGGACGAUCCGUUUGCAAAUUUCACCCCCACGGGCCCGGAGCUGGUUCUUCCGUUGAAGAUCAUAAUCCCCGCCAUCCACAUUCACUACGAUCAACCGAAAGAGAACAACUCCUACGACAAAUACUCGUACGUCGUGUUCCAAAGUGAUAACCCUUCCGUGCACCAACACGGAAGCGGAGGCCAUGUCAAAGACGAGUCUUUGCUGCGCGAAGUCCCUUUGGCAAACGAUGCCUCUGCCAACGACACCCUGCGGGUGAUUGGGUUCGAUUGGCCUCUGUCGCAGCUGAACAAAAUACUCAACACUACGGUCGUGUUCUAUGACGACCGGACGACGCAGGUGUACCGGAAACUGGCCCGGUACAAUGCUUCCGGGUUCGAUGAACUGGAAGAGGUUUCAGUGAGCAGCCAGUACGCUGCCUGGAAGCGCCACCAAGCGGAUCGAGUCGAACAGGCCAAGACCGAGAAGCGACACUUUAUCCGGAAGCACUACGAACGGCUGAUACAGUGGCUUAGCUGGCAGUUUGACAAGUCCUGAUGAUGGUCGAGGAAGGUUCGAAACUGGUACCGAAUAGAUAUUACAACUACAUCCUAGUGCUAUAUAUAGAUAUAUUUACUAUACAAACUCUUAUGAUAGAACAAAACAAGCAAUAAACAAUCAUCCUGUCGUUAA
Ochlerotatus camptorhynchus is the source of this 1720-nucleotide messenger RNA. RefSeq lists its product as uncharacterized. Gene Ontology annotation, cellular component: extracellular region. Gene Ontology annotation, molecular function: selenium binding. The record is from RefSeq and is a predicted model, not a curated record. Gene Ontology annotation, biological process: selenium compound metabolic process. NCBI's taxonomy places the organism in Eukaryota, Metazoa, Arthropoda, Insecta, Diptera, Culicidae. The transcript is spliced from 3 exons. The coding region runs from base 83 to 1585 and encodes 500 amino acids.